AUGGUGGCGGGCGACUCGGGCAGCAAGCACAACGGCGGCCGCAGCGCCGCCGUGUGUGCCGUCAACAGCAUGGUCUCGGAGGCUUCCGCGGCGACCGUGGCCGUGUUGGAUGUGAUCGGGGGCGUCUCCGCUGGCAUGGUCACGAACGUGACGGUGGCAUUCGGCGCGGAGCGUCUUGAACCUGGUGUUGAGUACAUUGAUGGGGAUGGGACCUUUGUGAAAGGUCGAUCUCGUGGCAACCCGAUGGCAGACUUCUCGGACGAAGAGGACUUGCUGCUUUAUCGGCUGGCAAAGGAGCAGGUUGAUGCAGGCCGCCGAAUUAACUGGCGGACUGUCUGGUUGGGGAUGCCAUACUGCGGGAAGACACAGCGACAGCUGCAGAUUCGUCUAAAGACGCUGAAGAGGACACACGGCGUGAGCGCUCCCGAUAAUAUUGGCAACGUUCAUGACGCUGUGUCAAGUUUGUAUGCCUCGGCCUUGCGUCAACCCGUCCAUGCGCCGGAUUGUCAUGCUGGUGAGAUUUCGCCAACUGGGGUUUCAGCAAUACUGGCAGUCAUUCCAACGCUUACAAUCGCCGACGCUUUUGUUGACUUUGGAUCUGGGAUCGGCAACGUGGUUGCACAAGUGGCAUUGGAGACUUGUGUUGGGAGAUGCAUCGGGAUUGAGUUCCAGGACAACUUGGCAAACAUGUCCAAACUGCUGAUUCGUGGCGCACGCGUGGAUUUCCCGAAUUUAUCCAAGGUCACGAUUCACGAGGCCGACCUCAGAGCGAUGAGCCCAGCCGACUUUGCAUCUUCAGCAGCAGGUUUGGUCCACGUCGUUGUCAUGGCAACAAUUUGCGGCGGGCACCGCCCAACCUGCCCGCGCAACUUCUGCUCUGUCUGGACGCUCCGCAGCGUAUCGACGUUCACGUGUCUUGGUCUUCCCAGCUUCAUCACGCAUACUGGUACACCAGGGUUGUAG
This is a messenger RNA of Phytophthora sojae, 963 nucleotides long. RefSeq lists its product as hypothetical. Gene Ontology annotation, cellular component: nucleus. The record is from RefSeq and is a predicted model, not a curated record. Gene Ontology annotation, molecular function: histone H3K79 methyltransferase activity. Bases 1 to 963 code for a protein of 320 amino acids. Gene Ontology annotation, biological process: regulation of transcription regulatory region DNA binding; DNA damage checkpoint signaling; DNA repair. Lineage: Eukaryota; Oomycota; Peronosporomycetes; Peronosporales; Peronosporaceae. The transcript has 5 exons.